Molecule: messenger RNA, 450 nt
Organism: Aspergillus chevalieri
Lineage: Eukaryota; Fungi; Ascomycota; Eurotiomycetes; Eurotiales; Aspergillaceae
Product: ornithine decarboxylase antizyme
Exons: 2
Coding region: 1-450 (149 amino acids)
Biological process (GO): positive regulation of protein catabolic process
Cellular component (GO): cytoplasm; nucleus
Molecular function (GO): ornithine decarboxylase inhibitor activity
Source: RefSeq, a predicted model, not a curated record
AUGCUCCACGGUGAGAGGAGACUCGCGCGGCAGGUGUUGCUUGAGGUGGGUGCGUGUCAAGCUAAUCAGCAGGGCCAUGCUGGACAAGAACAUAAGCAUAUCCAAUCGUGGAUGGAAGUGUGGGAUUACACGAGCGAUGCCAUCUAUCGAGGUUUUGUGACAGAGACGAGCGGCGAGCGAACAUUGUUCGUCUUCUUCGAAGAUAAUGCAUUGGGACAUGGUCUUAAAAGCGGACUAAUCGCACUUUUCGAGCUUGCUGGUAUGUCUGCUUUUGGCUGUUCUCAGAUCGUUGCUUGCAUCCAGCGUUCGCAAGAUACAGCUGAACUUGAAGUCGUGAGAAACUUGGGGUGGUGUGGGUUUAACCUAACGACAUUGGGACCUUGGCUUCCUGAAGACUGUAGCGCAUCUGCGAUUAGUCCCAAGUGGAUCUUCUUGUGCGCUGAAGUCUAG